Molecule: messenger RNA, 2522 nt
Organism: Xyrichtys novacula (pearly razorfish)
Lineage: Eukaryota; Metazoa; Chordata; Actinopteri; Labriformes; Labridae
Source: the annotation of a GenBank genome assembly
CGUCCAUCGUUGCUUUAAAUGCCCUUUUUGAUUGAAAAUGACGUGUUAAACUGGCAUGCAAAACUUCCUCUCAAACAGGAAAAAGCUGACCUCCAGCCGCAGGCAUCACCUCAAGGUAAACAAAUCACUCAUAACAGAGAUAUUUUUAACAGCCGAUAUUUUUAUUAUCAUUAAAAUAACAAGUAACAGAAUUCCCUGUAAAGCUGGUUCAUGUUUUCUUUCUAAGUAAUUGAUCCUAUAAAGAGCUGAAAAUGUUAAAAACACCUAUCAAGUCUUUAUUUUCAUCUUUAAAGUGAAUAAGUUUCACCAACAGUUUUAAUCAUAAUAGAAAAAAUCCUUUUAAGCAUCACAUGAAACUACAAGUUAGUGAUGAGCCUUUAAAAUGGAUUUCAAGUUGUUUUAACUUGAUUUUAUCAUCUAUUUUAUUCUUGUAGGACUUUGGAUAAAAUUUAAAAUCACAGUCUGGGAGAACGUAAAUAAAAAAAGAGAUAAUUCAUUUCCUGACAGAACUUUUCCCUGUUGUCCUGCAGAGUCUGAUCCUUCAGAUCGCCCAGAACUGGCUUGAGCAGGAGAAAAAGGACCUCGUUGUAGCCAAGGAGGCCUACAUGGCUGAAAACUGUCCUACUCCUGAUACGAGCGGAGAUCAGGCUGCCCUCAUGGUGAGAGACGAGGAAAAAAUAAUCCAAAUCAUCCAAAGACGAUCCUCAAAAAUGUUUUUAAGACAGAUUAUUUAUUCAGGGAGACCUGCUGUUAGGGACUCGUAUGAAGAAAGAGAUGCUUUAUGUAAGAAUAUAAGAAAGAAGAAAAACAAAGUUUAUCAUAAAUGAAACUUAGAUGUUAAAAUACACUUAAUUUUUAUCGUCAUUUCUUUACAAAUCUGAAAUUGGCGACUUUCUGUUGAUUUUACAAUAUGGGUCCAAAAGACUUUUUUGUAGGUUUAGGCAUGAUACCCAGUUUUGCUGAUCCUAUCUUUGAAAUUUUGUAGAGGGCGCCACUGAGCCGUUUAACUACACUUGCAAACCAAACUUAUACCAAACCUCUUUUCUCUCGACUGGACUUGUGUACUUAUUUUGGCAUCUCUACAUGUGCUGUAAGCUCCUCAAAAGUCGAUUUCCUGUUCGAGCGUGACAAUAAAAGUCUUCAACCAGACAAACAUGUUUACACAAAAACAAAUAUUUUAUAAAGCAAAGUAAAUCUCUGGUUUUCUGUUUAAAUAACAGCAGAUUGUCUCUUUAUUGAUUAAAAAAAAACAUCUUUGUGUAUCUUCAGGAAACUUGCAAGAAGCUCCAGGCUCUCAUUGACAAGGUUGAUGAGGACAGGUACGACGUCGAGGCCAAGGUGUUGAAGGCUGACAAAGAGGUAAAAAUCCUAACAGUCGGGAGGAUUAGGAGCUUCAUCGAGGGGAGGAAACUUAAACUUUCUCUCCUCGCAGAUUGAGGACUUGAAGAUCAAGGUGGUCGAUCUGGCUGGUGUGAAGAAACCCGCUCUGAAGAAGGUGCGUAUGUCCGCUGACACCAUGCUGAAAGCUCUGCUGGGCUCCAAACACACGGUCAACAUGGACCUGAGGGCCAACCUGAAGCAGGUGAAGAAGGAGGUCAAAGAGGAGGUGAGUCUUCGUUUUUUCUUCUUCUCAGCUCUCACAGGUGACGUUUUCUUCUGAAGGCAAAGAGAACAGUGUGUGGAUGUUUUAGACCAAACUUUGGAUUUCAAAUUAAAACGACAAACCGUAACAGUGAUGGUUUAGUAGUUUUAGACACUCUCAGACAGUAUUAAACGAUCAAGAGUUGGUGCUAUGAUAUACUUUGUUCAUGUUAUUGUUCAAAGUUUAAUGUGCUUUCACUGUCAUUGUAUCAUCGUAACUAUAAAAGUGAUAUAAAACUAAUACAUUACAUUUUCUAAAGUUCCUUGAGAAGUUCAAGUUCAAUAUUAAGGUGACAAGAUGGGCCUAUCAGGUUUAAUGGGAUAGAGAAGGCACCAAGAUUAGUCAAUUUGCUUUUCGUGACUUAAGGCGACCAGAUUGGUUCAAUGCAGUAGUUAUUUCAGAAAUGUACCAUUACGUUAGAAUAACGGCACUAAGAUAGGUUGGCGAGCUUCUUUGUUGACUUACGCUAACAUGUUAGCUCUGGCUGGUUUGGCGAAUUAUGGCGACACAGUAAGUCAGUUGGGUUUUGAGAAAACGGGAACAUUUGCUUUACAAACUAUGAAUGUUUUAGAUUUUUAACUCACAAAUACUGUCAACUACUUUUUACAAACUUUAGCCAAACUUCUUAUUUUAUACUCUGCGAAAAAGAUGAAAUAUGGAGCCAUAACGAGCUUUGUAAUUCACCUCCCUGAUUGGAUGACUCCUCUCACUUGUGUUUUACCGUCUUUGUCUGCAGCCCACAGAAGCAGUCGGCGACUGGCGUAAGAACAUCGAGGACAAAGCCGACAGGAAGAAGAUGUUCGAGUCUUCAUAAACCUGUCGCUGCUGUUUUCUCUGUUUGUACGAACUUCACGUGUCUCGAAUGUGUUGGUUUGAAAAU